This is a messenger RNA of Lathyrus oleraceus (garden pea), 699 nucleotides long. RefSeq lists its product as uncharacterized. The transcript has 3 exons. NCBI's taxonomy places the organism in Eukaryota, Viridiplantae, Streptophyta, Magnoliopsida, Fabales, Fabaceae. Bases 1 to 699 code for a protein of 232 amino acids. The record is from RefSeq and is a predicted model, not a curated record.
AUGGCAUGUACUGAAGGGUGGAAGGUAUUGUUUGGUACUCACAUGUUGUCUGAGGAAGUUGAGGAUUGGUGGGAUAAUGCACGCCAGAGACUAGAGGUUACUGAGUAUGCUGCAAAGUUUGAAGAGCUGGUGAAAUUUUGUCCGCAUUAUUAUAGUGAUGCUGAUGAAGAGACUACUAGUGCUGACAUGUUAAUUCGAGGUACAUGUUUUAUCAAUGAUAUCCCUCUGAUUGCAAUUAUUGACACGGAUGCAACACAUUCUUUUAUUUCGCUUAAUUGUGCUAAGAGAUUGGAUCUACAGUUGUCUUCUAUUAUUGGAAGUAUUGUUAUUGAUACCCCAUUCAAUGGUUCAGUAACUAUAUCAUUGGUGUGUUUGAAGUGUCCUCUGACUAUUUAUGGUAAGAGUUUUGUGAUAGACUUAGUAUGCCUACAUUUGAGUCUGCUUGAUGUUAUCCUCGGAAUGGACUUGUUGGAGUUCAACCGUGUUAAUGUCAACUGGUUUUCCAAGACCUUAAUGUUUCCAGUGAUGGGAGGAGAUAGAGAGUUGAUGUUUGUGGCUGCUCAGAAAGUAGAAGAAUUCUUAAAAGAGGAGGCACAAAUGUUUUCCUUGUUUGCUUCUUUGGGAAUCGACAGUAAAGUUAUGAUGCAAGAGCUUCUAGUCGUGUGUGAUUUUCCCAAAGUGUUUCCAGAGCGUGAGUAG